Molecule: messenger RNA, 424 nt
Organism: Limulus polyphemus (Atlantic horseshoe crab)
Lineage: Eukaryota; Metazoa; Arthropoda; Merostomata; Xiphosura; Limulidae
Product: chymotrypsin-elastase inhibitor ixodidin-like
Exons: 2
Source: RefSeq, a predicted model, not a curated record
ACCACUUGUAAUUCAAAACCAACAUUUUGCAUAGCACUAUGUGUACCAGGAUGUUUCUGCAACAUAGGCUUGGUUCGGGGUCCGUACCGAAAGUGCAUAAAUCCUGAAGAGUGUCCAGGUACAAACCCUCAGUGUCCAGAUGGAGAACAUUUCAGUGAGUGUGGAACAGCAUGUGAGGAGACUUGUGAUGAACCUCCCGAUGCUUGUAUAGACUUGUGUGUUAAAGGUUGUUUCUGCAAUUCAGGUUUGGUCAGAGGUCCGAACAAGAUAUGUAUCAAACGUGAUGACUGUCCAGGAAAUAGCCACGAGUUAUUUUACUGUUAAUCUCUUUCUUGGUCAAGAAUUUUUAGAAUAGCUACUUAAAACUUUUGUAUUACCAUUUAUUUUACAAUUACAAUAUCACCAAAUUUGAAAUAAUCCCACA